GCGCUAGAAGCCGUCACACCGCGGGAUGGGCGGGGCUUCUUUAGCAAUGACUCCAUUCAAUAUGGAGGUACAGAAAAUAGGCUGAUUCGCUCCUCUGCAUCUCUGCGUCCUCACUCAGUUUUCAGCCACUUUUAUCGCAUUUCGGGGCACAAAUAAUGACCCCGUAGAUGUCAACCGACAGGACUCCUUCACAUACGUUUGACAUAUUUUACAAAUGUCGUGUGAAUGUUGGCGUUAAUUGUUACUAGCCGACUAAACGUCCGUUAACAGUUCCAACUGUCAUCAACGGUUAAACAGUUUGACAGUUUAAAAAACGGCCGUUAGCUUGUAAAAACCGUUAAUCUACUCGACGCUUUCGACAUCCGGAUGACGGUUUAACUACUCCCGUUAAUUUCCCGUUAAAGUAAAUUACCCAAGUUUGUGCCCGUCUGGGACCGGCCGGCGGGUUUAUUGGGUGAAAGGUGACAUCGCUUCAGUCUGUUGACUCGGAGAAUGCACAAUGCGGCAAGUGUCUCAGCCUCUCUGGGGUCCAUGGGACUGUUGCGUCUCUUCGGGGUGUCCUGGUCCUGGAGCCUGGCAGCAGGCCUUGGUGUUUAUCUGGGCACAAGGAGCUGGAAGUACUUCUACAUUGCAGCACGCACAGCCAAGAGAGACAUCAUUGGCCUCUAUGUGCUGUUGAGAGUGAAGGUGGCUUUGUGGCGCUACAUGCGCAAUGGAAGUAACAUCCCUUCCAUAUUCGCCCAGACGGUAAAACGACACCCAGAUAAACCAGCACUGAUUUACGAGGCCACAGGGGAAACCUGGACCUUUGCCCAGCUGGACGAGCUGUCAAAUGCUGUGGCCAACUGGGCGAGAGGUCAGGGGUGGGUCUCCGGGGACGUGGUGGCCCUCUUCAUGGAGAGCAGGCCGUUGCAGGUGGCGCUCUGGCUGGGCUUGGCCAAGGUCGGGGUGGAAGCUGCGCUCAUCAACUUCAACCUCCGCCACGAUUCCCUCCUGCACUGCAUCGGGGUAUCGGGGUCACGGGCGAUUGUGUUUGGAGCGGAGCUGGCUGAUGCCAUGUUUGAGGUCAGUUCCUCCAUCGCUCAGUCCAUGGUACGGUUUAGUACGGGGGACCUCAGUGCAGAACAUCUGGCCCGACUGGCUGCUCAACCUCUGGACCCAGUUUUAGCCUCUUCACCUCGACAUCCUCCUUCACCUUGUGUUCCCCCGAAAGGCAUGAACGACCGUCUAUUUUAUAUUUACACCUCCGGAACCACGGGAAUGCCCAAGGCUGCCAUUGUGGUACACAGUCGUUACUACAGAAUUGCUGCUUUUGGGUAUUUCGCCUUUCGCAUGAGUCCUGUUGACGUCAUCUAUGACUGCCUGCCUCUCUACCACUCAGCAGGUAACAUCAUGGGGGUCGGUCAGUGUCUGAUCCACGGCCUCACUGUGGUAGUGAAGAAGAAAUUCUCUGCCAGCCGCUUCUGGGAAGAUUGCAUUAAGUACAACUGCACUGUGGUGCAGUAUAUCGGGGAAAUCUGCCGCUACCUCCUGUCUCAGCCAGUACGGCCGUCAGAAAAAGGCCACAAAGUUCGACUGGCAGUGGGGAACGGGUUGCGCCCCAGUGUGUGGGAGGCCUUCACGGAGCGUUUUAGGGUGGCGCAGAUUGGCGAGUUCUACGGAGCAACUGAAUGCAACUGCAGCAUCGCCAACAUGGAUGGCAAGGUUGGAGCCUGCGGAUUCAACAGUCGCAUUCUCCCCAACGUGUACCCGAUCCGUCUGGUGAGGGUGGACGAGGACAGCAUGGAGCUGGUUCGCGACAGCCGGGGGCUCUGUGUGCCUUGUCGCCCUGGGGAGCCGGGGCUUCUGGUGGGUCGUAUCAACCAACAGGACCCGUUACGGCGUUUUGAUGGCUACGCUAACCAGGAUGCUACAAGGAAGAAGAUCGCUCACAAUGUCUUCAAGAAAAAUGAUUCUGCAUAUUUAUCAGGUGACGUGCUGGUGAUGGAUGACAUGGGCUACAUGUACUUCCGUGACCGUGGCGGUGACACGUUCCGCUGGCGAGGAGAAAACGUCUCCACCACCGAGGUGGAGGGCGUGCUCAGCGGUCUUCUGGGUCAGACUGACGUGGCUGUGUAUGGCGUGGCCGUGCCAGGUGUGGAAGGUAAAGCGGGCAUGGCUGCCAUCGCAGACACCACAGGGAGUUUUGACUGCAACAGUUUCUUGCAGAACGUCCAGCAAGCUCUUCCUUCGUAUGCUCGCCCCAUGUUCCUGCGAAUCUCCCCACAUGUGGACACCACAGGUACAUUUAAAAUCCAGAAAACCAGGCUGCAGAGGGAGGGAUACGACCCACGUCUCACCACUGACCAGAUCUACCUUUUGAACACUAGAGCCGUGUGUUAUGAGGCUGUAGACGAGGAGCUAUACAACGCUAUAGCGGAGGGAAGAAUGUCUCUAUGACAUGGAGGCCGUAGCAGGUCAGUGAAGGUGCCUCAGUUAAAGAGAUGCUGUAGAGAGGGGAUGCAUACGCUGGUGUCUUGGUGCACCACCUGCCUGGAUUUUAACCUUUCAGGGAACUGAGUUGAGAGGACUACUUACAUAGAGGCAGAUUGUUACAGAUCAUGUUUUAACACUGUAUGAGUAACACACCAGGACAUAAUGUGAGGGCAUUUAUUCCCUUUUAAUAACAUGUUUUUAAUUAUUAAAUGAACACCUCAAAAAGCCUUUGAGCAUCACCGCACAUAGAGUGGGUAUCUCCCACACAACCCAUAUGAAGUAGGAUACACAUUACAGUAAUGUGGUUAGGACAGCGUGGGGUAGCAUCAAGUCAAACUGUUACAGGGUAUAUUCCCAUUUAUGAAAUAUGCUGCAAGUAUACAGUAGGUCUUUGUAGGUUUAAGCAAUACUUGAGUGUGAAGCUAUGAAGUUAAUGAUGUGUGUUUUUAAGACCAGACUCCAACAUGCAGUACAUGUGGCUACUAGAGAAAACACUAACCAUAGAGUCUUUUUUAAAUGCAAUGGAAAACUAACCUCACUUGUCAUGUUUGAACCUCUGAGCAACACUGGCACAGGUUUGCAAAUACACAAGAGUUACUCUAAUGUGCCUUAUAUGAAACAUCAGAUCUGUUUCAAAUGUUUUUAUGCUUUUGUUGGAGAGGAACUCAAAAGAUUGUGAAAAUCACAGUAGUGAUUUUGUGUCAUGCAAAGCUGAGUCACACAUAGUGACUGUCAUUUUAUGUAACAAAUCUUAUCAGUGUAGUAAUAUAUUGGUGUUGCAGCUAUUUACAAUUUCAAAAACUCCCAGACUACAUUUUUUUUUUGUUGUAACUCAAAUUAAAUAUUUUAAAACA
Messenger RNA from Sebastes umbrosus (honeycomb rockfish), 3329 nucleotides. It is a transcript of the gene slc27a1a, whose product is annotated as solute carrier family 27 member 1a. NCBI's taxonomy places the organism in Eukaryota, Metazoa, Chordata, Actinopteri, Perciformes, Sebastidae. Gene Ontology annotation, molecular function: long-chain fatty acid transmembrane transporter activity; fatty acid transmembrane transporter activity; long-chain fatty acid-CoA ligase activity. The transcript is spliced from 13 exons. Gene Ontology annotation, cellular component: plasma membrane; mitochondrial inner membrane. The record is from RefSeq and is a predicted model, not a curated record. Gene Ontology annotation, biological process: phosphatidic acid biosynthetic process; negative regulation of phospholipid biosynthetic process; positive regulation of heat generation. Bases 493 to 2439 code for a protein of 648 amino acids.